Molecule: messenger RNA, 714 nt
Organism: Opisthorchis viverrini
Lineage: Eukaryota; Metazoa; Platyhelminthes; Trematoda; Opisthorchiida; Opisthorchiidae
Exons: 5
Coding region: 1-714 (237 amino acids)
Source: RefSeq, a predicted model, not a curated record
AUGGCGGGAUUUCUGGAGGUGGAAAGCUUUUCACAGAAAGAAAAUUCUAUAGUGUCUGGUAGGGAAUAUUCACCGGGGGCUCUCAUCGGAAUGGCCUACCUUUGGAACAUAAUUUUAACUUUGUUCCAUUUCGCAACUGCUAAUGCGUACAAAGAUGUUUGUCACUUGACUUACAAUAUGUUCCUGGAACAAUUAGCAGACAGUCGUGAUAUUGCACGACCGAGGCGGAUAAACGUAACGGACACCUGUAACGAAGAUAGGCCAGGUCGACAGAACCUAAGUCACAAACCUCCGAAAAAGCGAUCAGAACGGACAGGGGAUUCGGGACCUGCGCAACUUACCCGACGACUUUGUGAGAACAGAAGAACCUUGUGUCCUUGGGUUGACCAUGCUCGUAGCAAAGAGGCAACCACAAGCAUUUUACUAGACCUUCGAGGACAGCCAAAACGAGUCCAUCCGUAUUCAGAAAUCCUGCUGACUGUAGUGACAUCCACAUCAUCCUCUGGUAAUUCAGCUCCCAACAAAAUAUGGUCCCUUGGUCCACCGGUAACCAAAUCGGGUUCCAAACCACGGAUCCUUCGUGAAGAAGUUAUUUCUCCUGAACUUGAUGUGGACUGUGUCAGAAGCGUAUCAAGUGUGCGUUCCAUAUUCUCUAAUCCGAUGUCCCCACCAGACCCGACCAAUGCUUCUGCUACAUCAAUGGUCAACGACUGA